Magallana angulata is the source of this 652-nucleotide messenger RNA. RefSeq names its product protein FAM136A-like. NCBI's taxonomy places the organism in Eukaryota, Metazoa, Mollusca, Bivalvia, Ostreida, Ostreidae. Bases 140 to 574 code for a protein of 144 amino acids. The transcript is spliced from 4 exons. The record is from RefSeq and is a predicted model, not a curated record. Gene Ontology annotation, cellular component: cytoplasm.
UUAUCCCUGGCAACAGAAAAGAAUUAAGGUGUAGAAUAAAACAAGUGGGCGUUGCCAUAUGAAUUUACAUCGGACUCGAAGUCUACCCGGUAUCUCCAACAACAACAAACUGAACAGUGCACUGAUUUUUCUGCUGUAAAUGUCGCACCCCAACACAGAUCCCAGUGACUGCGACAGUCAGAAAGUUGAUGGUGCCCAUGCACGAUUGGAAAAUGCUUUUAACAAAAUGAUGGACAAAAUUGACAAAGACGUUAUCAGGCAAAACUAUGAAGACAUGUUUUUGUGUUCUGCUAACUGUUACAAAGACAGAACUAGUCCAAUAGAAGAUCUCCACAGCUGUACUGAAAGGUGCAACAUAAAGCUAGAGGAAAACAAAGACUUCUUUCAAAGGGAACUGGAUAGUGUCGAACGCAGCAUAGACCGUUGUGAGAGGGAUUGUACAGAACUUAUGCAGAACCUAAGUAAUGCAGACAGCAAUACACAGAGCCUGCAGAAUUGUCUCAGUAAAUGUGUGGACACCCACAUAGAUCAGUUCCCUUCACUAAUAAAGAGACUUAAACAGGGGCAAAUAUGACCAGGGAAAUAACUGAAGCAAAAUUAAACUUUGUAGACAUUUUUUUCAUAUCAAUAAACUUUAUACAGUCAUUCAAAA